Molecule: messenger RNA, 5870 nt
Organism: Vombatus ursinus (common wombat)
Lineage: Eukaryota; Metazoa; Chordata; Mammalia; Diprotodontia; Vombatidae
Gene: HADHB
Product: hydroxyacyl-CoA dehydrogenase trifunctional multienzyme complex subunit beta
Exons: 16
Coding region: 102-1526 (474 amino acids)
Biological process (GO): fatty acid beta-oxidation
Molecular function (GO): acyltransferase activity, transferring groups other than amino-acyl groups
Source: RefSeq, a predicted model, not a curated record
GGUCAUUUAUAGCCAUCGGCGUCUUGUCACUCAAAUUCGGCUCUAGUUCCCGGGAUCGCUAUCUGGCUGAAGGUCGCACAGUCUAGAGCUGAGACUUCAAAAUGACUUCCAUAUUGACUUGCGCUUUCAGAAAUCUACCUGUGACAUCAACCUGGGCCACCAAAUUCUCUCUAAGACCACUGAGCUAUGCCUCCCAACCACUGUCAACAGCUGUACAGAUCCAAAGUAAGAAGACCUUAACCAAGCCCAAUGUGAAGAAUGUUGUGGUGGUGGAUGGGGUGCGCAUUCCCUUUCUGCUGUCUGGCACUUCAUACAAAGAUCUGAUGCCACAUGAUUUGGCCAGAGCAGCACUUAAGGGCUUGUUACAUCGAACCAGUAUCCCAAAGGAUAGUGUUGAUUAUAUUGUCUAUGGUACAGUUAUCCAGGAAGUGAAAACAAGUAAUGUUGCUCGAGAGGCUGCACUGGGAGCUGGCUUCUCAGACAAGAUUCCUUCUCACACUGUCACUAUGGCUUGCAUUUCUUCCAACCAAGCCAUGACAACAGGUUUUGGUUUGAUUGCUUCUGGCCAGUAUGAUGUGGUCGUGGCAGGUGGUGUGGAGUUAAUGUCAGAUGUCCCUAUUCGACAUUCUAGGAAGAUGAGGAAAUUAAUGCUGGAGCUUAACAAGGCCAAGAGCCUGGGUCAGCGACUGUCUCUAGCUUCUAAAUUCAGACUGAAUUUCUUAGCACCAGAGCUUCCUGCAGUGGCUGAGUUCUCGACCAGUGAGACAAUGGGCCAUUCUGCUGACCGACUGGCUGCCGCAUUCGCUGUUUCCCGCACAGAGCAGGAUGAGUAUGCCCUUCGUUCUCACACUCUAGCCAAGCAAGCCCAGGACCAAGGACUCCUCACUGACGUUAUCUCCUUCAAAGUUCCAGGAAAAGAUACAGUUUCCAAAGAUAAUGGCAUUCGUCCUUCCUCAAUGGAACAAAUGGCAAAACUGAAACCUGCAUUCAUUAAACCGUACGGCACAGUCACGGCUGCUAACUCGUCUUUUCUGACUGAUGGAGCUUCAGCAAUGCUGAUUAUGUCAGAAGAAAAAGCUUUGGCCUUGGGCUAUAAACCAAAAGCAUACUUAAGGGAUUUUGUGUAUGUGUCUCAAGAUCCAAAAGAUCAGCUUUUACUGGGGCCAACGUAUGCAACUCCUAAAGUGCUAGAGAAAGCAGGCUUAACAUUGAAAGAUAUUGACGUUUUUGAAUUUCAUGAAGCUUUCUCAGGUCAGAUUUUGGCUAACUUCAAAGCGAUGGACUCAGAUUGGUUUGCACAGAACUACAUGGGUAGGAAAUCCAAGGUUGGUGCACCUCCUUUGGAGAAGUUUAAUACCUGGGGUGGAUCCCUGUCUCUUGGACAUCCCUUUGGUGCCACUGGUUGUCGUCUGGUUAUGGCAGCUGCCAACAGAUUAAGGAAAGGUGGUGGUCAGUAUGGAUUAGUGGCUGCCUGUGCAGCAGGAGGACAGGGCCAUGCUAUGAUUGUGGAGGCUUACCCCAAGUAAGAGGACUAGAGAGUCCCUGAAGGAUCUGUAAGAGUCCUGUGCUAGGCAAUGCCAUUUCAGUGCACUAAUACAAAGUCAUCUAUACUUGUGUGCUUCUCUUAGGAAAGCAAGAUUUAUAGCCUUUCGUUAAAUAUCUCCUAAUUAAGCCUCACGAGUGUUCUGAGCUGUUCAGUUAUCAUGGCAUGUAACUCUUUCAAGGAUUUCUUAACCUAACAAUAUAAUGCUUCCAAAGAGAUCUUUCUUUUUUCCUUUAUAAAAUUCUUUUUGUCAGUUUCAUUAGAAACUAAAUGAGUGGUUGUAAUUUUAGGGAAUAGAUAACUAAGAUUUGAAAUCAUCGGUGUUACAUUCUCAAAAUCUACUCUUUCAGAAUUUUAUUUUGCUAAUAACAUACAGGUAAAUAUGGUUCCAGUCUAAAUAAAAUACAAACCAAGUGCCUACUCUAAUUUAAUAAUGAAAGGAUGAUGUAAAGUCCAAACUACAUUGAGAAACAUCAGUAAAUGUUUAAAUAUGGAAAGAUCAUCCCUAUUUGCCCAACUUAAUAAACUAAGGAAGUAUUAGAGAUUGGAUGCUUUUUUAUAGGGUGUGUGUUGGGGGCAUGGGUGGGUAGUUCUUGUUAAGUAUAAUCAUGUCUCUAGUUAACUAAUAGGCAGCUCCUAUUCAUUUAAAUCAGCCAUAAGAAUCAGAGGGUAAGCACCAAUGGUUUCUUCUGAGCAGUUUGCUUAUGGAUUUUUAACCUAAAGUAAAAUAAUUUCACCCUUUAAGAGGUAUCUUGGCCAAAUGUUUAAUGAAAUGUUGGAAAACUCUGAACUUGGACCAAUAUUCCUUAGAUCCUCUGGCCUAUUUUUUUUUUUUAUUCCACUAAAGAAAAAGUGCUUUGAGAAAGGAAACUGCUCUGCUGCCGUUUAGUUUGGCUUGGUAAGAUCCUAGUGGUUUGCAAUCAAGAUUGUCCACAAGGUAGGCUGGGCAGAAUGGGGCAGGCCGACCAUAUCCUUUACCCUGUGGCCUUGUCAGCAUGGGUCUUUCUACAUAUGAGAUUUUUAGGUUGAAAAGCAUUCUGUAAAUAGAAUAAAAAUAUAAAAGGAGCAGAAAUUGCUAUUUUCAUUAGGGCAUAUGUCUUCUUCAAAAGUUAGCUUUUGUAGAGUUUCAGAAUUAAAAAAGAACUUUAAAUCCAAGUCCAUCAGCCCUCUGUGUUUAUGUAGGAAUGUAACAGAUGUAUUCCUGCCGCAGAUGUAUUCCUGACUUCCAUCUCUAUUGUGACCUUUGCAGGGAACUCACUCAGGUUAGUUAUGGGAUUUUUUUUUUCCCACAAAGUUAAGUUCUGCUACUUAUCAGCUUUAAUUAUACCUGCCUUACACAAGUAGGUAUUUGGAAUAGUACUUUUAUUUGUUCUAAACUUGCUUCACUCAGGGUUCAAAGUGUGGCCCCUCAUUAUCAGUUAAUCAGUUGACAAGUUUAUAUUCAUGUUACAUAUGAUUUUAUGAGCUUUGGUUCUGUCUCCCUCUUAAUUAGUCAUUUUUCCAAACUAAAGAACCCUAAUCUCAUCAGUCUCCUGAUCAGCUUGUCAAUUUUAUUUGCUUCUCUCCCGAUGUUUCUCCAGCUCCCAUCAUAUCUCAUCAGAGGUGUGGCACUUUACAGUGACAUCUAGCUUUUCCUUGGGCAGUAAGAGUUAGCUCCAAGCUUCUCAGUCUAUAUCCACUGUUCAUUUAGGGGUCUGAACCUGGAGUAUUAAGCUUUAAUACAUCCCACCUCUUCUACUUAACUAUCCACGUGACUGUGGCCAAGUCAGUAACUUUUCGGAGCUUCAGUCUCCUUGUAUGUGAAAUGAGAGGGCUGAAGUAGAUGACCGCUGAGGCCCCUUCCACCUCUAAGUCUACACUCCUGAGUCACGUCAUCUCCCAGUAGAACAGGAAACUGUGAGGCUAAGCAACAGGCAUGGUGUAAGUCUGUCAGCAGAGGGAGUUAGUUCCCCACACCAAUGAAAUCCUACAUCUGGACAAAAACCAAAAUGUUCUUGGUAGGAAGGGAAGAAGACUUGAGAGGAAAUGGAAGAAAAAAACUUCUGGAGAUAGAAAUUUAAAAAAACAUAUUCUGAAAAGAAGUGAGCCAUUUUUGGGGAAAAAGAAUUUAAAUUGAUCAUCACUCCAGUGUUUAUAGCAAAAUGCCAAGUGUUGCCAAUUAACUUUUGUAGCCAAGGAUCAACUUCUUCCAGAAACUUUUGAGGGAAUAUCCUUAGUACAAUAGUAAUUCUCCCUAGGCAAAAAGUCCAAAAUCUCAUGUUCUAAAACCUCAGAUAGUAACUUUUAUCAGUAUGUCUAACUCAUGUGUAACUGUGUUAAAUAGAUGCAUUAAGCCAGCUUGUGGUGCCCAACACAUAUUCAUUCAUUGUGCUGCUGCUGUACUUAAAACAUUCAAAUAUUCAGUUUAGCCAAUGAGGGAAUCCCUACCAGGCAUUGUCUUUCUUGAUUGUCUGUGAUGUCUAAUGUUAGGAGUUCACUUAGCCUUCCUGCCCACCCUCUGCCACCACUUCUGUGAGCAUGGUUUGCACUAUGACCAAUCAAGUACUGCCAAAGACUACAGAAAGACUAUAUAUUAAAACACUUAACUCUGAAUGACCUCGUGGGAACACUCAGCCAGAGGCAGUGGUGUGCUGAGCCAGCUCCAACCAGCUCACUGCUGAUUGUUAUAUUUUCAAGGUGAGCAUUUACACUUUGGAACUCCAAAAUGCUAUAUAAUCAGGACUUGAUUUAUUGUUCUGUUGAUUGUCUAGAAUUAAGUGAUGGAGAAAAUAUCGGUAAUGCAGAUUACACUUAAAAGUGUGUUUUGGGCACAUUAUUUUUCUGUUUGGUUGUUAAACAUCUACCAGCACACUCCUGGCCCGGAAAUCUUUGGUUUUUGUGACAGUUGGUCUUAAGAUACCAUUUAAAUUGACUGCAUCUCCAGAUACCAGAGUUGAGUUCUAAGGCAGCAGGGCUGAAAUCCCAGCUGAGGACAGCCUAAGAGAAAAUUAGCUUUAGAUAUGACAGCACUCACCCUGCAGAACCAUGCCAACAGUGUUAGGUUAUCUCAUUGCUAUAGGUCAGUGCCUGUCCAGCUAAAAUAGAAAUGUGGGCCACUAAACUGUACAUAAACAUCCCUGCUGACCACAUAUUGACCUAGAAAACCAUAUAGUAACAUUAUCCACGUUCUAUUAUGUUUUUAUUUAAUUUGUUAAAUAUUUCCCAAUUACAUGUUAACCUUGUUCAGGCUGCUGGCUACAUGUUUGACAUCUCUGCUGAAGUUGCUGUAUAGGAGCAAGCAGUAAGUGGUUUUUCAGUUUCAGGUGGUUAGUAUCUUUGUUUUGCUUUAGCUUUUCAAGCUCCCUGAUAAAUGUUUUUGGGAUUCAGAGAGCUAGUCUCAUUAUUUACAACAUCAGAAACCUACAUGGUAAUUAACAAACAAAAGUAAUAACUCUAGUUUCUGAUUUCUCAAAAUUUCUCCUAGUUUUUUUUAAGACCUGUAAAAUAAUUUUCAACACCCUUUGAAUUAUGUUAAUCAUCCAAGUUGUGGAACCAAAAGUGAGCAAAAGUGCCAUUGUAGGGGCCAGGUGCCUUUUGUCUAUUGGGUUACAUGACAGAAGAUAUAUAAAGUGGGUCAAGUAAAAAAUAGUGGGUUUUGCUAGAAAGGUUUGCACUGGUUAUAUGUAAUUAUUGGGGGAAAAGAAUGGGAAUAUGUAACCCAGACAUACACAAUAUAAAUCUAUUGUCUGUUGUUUGCAAACUGAGGGUUGAAAGUAGUGGGGCUGACUGUUAGGACUGGAUGGAUGACUAGAUUGUCAACAGGACAGAAAGGAACAGAGGGGUAUAUAAGGUAGUACCCUCCAUUUGUAAGAUGUUCUAUCCAUGUGCAGAUAUUUCUAGAGCCCCAUUUCUGGGGCUUUUCAGCAAAUCAUUAAAAGUUAUAAAUAAAUUUCCCUGGGGAAAAAGUAUUUCCCCUAACAAUAAAAUCCCUCAUUUAUAUAAAAGAAGGGUAAGAUUAUUCUGGAUUAUCCCCAGCCUUGUCCCUUUCCACAUAGCUCAUUCUACAAAAUGCUUCUUCCAGAACACCAUUCUGCACUUGAUGGAUUAUAGCUCCCUCAUAUCUGAGAAUCUACGAGGACUUUAAAAAAACAAAACAAACACGUCAAUCUGUAGGGAAGAAUGUUGCAUAUAGUAUCAGAGGAGGUCACUGUAUCCCAUGUUUUCCCUUAAGUCUUUUCAUUUAUUACAAGAUAAGAGUCCCUGUAGUGUCUGGUGCCUUUUAUCCAUGGGGAUGCAUGAUGGAGGACAAAUAAAGUGAAUCAAAUAAAAAUUGUGAUUUUGCUGGAAA